AAGUCUGGAGGAGGAGAUCCGCGUGAGCGUGAAAGCCCGGCUGCCGGCGUGCGUCAAGGGCGCCUUUGCUCGGCUUGUGCGCGCUUGGAGAGGGGCGAGGGGGCACCGGCUUGGGCGGGGGGCUGCGCGCCGUGUGGGGCGAGCACAACCCGGGGCACCCUCUGGAAGACUCCUUGAAAGCUUCUCCUUCCACGCUGCGUUUUCCGUGGGGCGCCAUCUCUCUCUCGCUUUGACCCAGAGCUCUCCAAAAACCUCUCCCAAAAGGGACCUCUCUCUCCAAAAAGGGACCGCUUUUUGCGCCAUGCCGAGUGGCGGUGGGGACGGGGUGAAGAAGCGCUCCUCGGCGGGCUCCUCGGGGCCGGAGGAGGAAGAGAAGAAGGGCAUGCUGGACUCGGGGGGCUUGGGCGACCGAGGGGAGGACUGCUGCCCGCCGGAGAACGGGUGCGCCCCCGCCACGGCGCCCUCCAAAGCGGCCUCCCCUUCGUCUUCCCUCCCGUGCGCCUCGGGAGAAGACGGCGUGGCGCUCAAGCGCAACAUCACGCUGCUCAACGGCGUGGCCAUCAUCGUGGGCACCAUCAUCGGGUCGGGCAUCUUCGUCACUCCGACGGGGGUGCUGAAGGAGGCGGGCUCGCCGGGCUUGUCGCUGGUGGUGUGGGCGGCCUGCGGGGUCUUCUCCAUCGUGGGCGCGCUCUGCUACGCCGAGCUGGGCACCACCAUCUCCAAGUCCGGCGGGGACUACGCCUACAUGCUGGAGGUCUACGGCUCGCUCCCGGCCUUCCUCAAGCUCUGGAUCGAGCUGCUCAUCAUCCGGCCCUCCUCGCAGUACAUCGUGGCCUUCGUCUUCGCCACCUACCUGCUCAAGCCCCUCUUCCCCGCCUGCCCCGUCCCCCUCCCCGCCGCCAAGCUCGUCGCCUGCCUCUGCGUGCUCUUGCUGACGGCCGUCAAUUGCUACAGCGUCAAAGCAGCAACCCGGGUCCAAGAUGCUUUUGCAGCCGCCAAACUCCUGGCCUUGACCUUGAUCAUCAUCCUGGGCUUCGUGCAGCUGGGAACGCACGAUGUCUCCAACUUGAACCCCGAGCACUCCUUCGAAGGCACAAACAUCGAAGUCGGGAACAUUGUCCUGGCCUUGUAUAGUGGCCUCUUUGCCUACGGAGGCUGGAAUUACUUGAAUUUUGUCACGGAAGAGAUGAUUAAUCCUUACAGAAACCUGCCUUUGGCAAUCAUCAUCUCCCUCCCCAUCGUCACCUUGGUUUAUGUGCUGACCAACCUGGCUUACUUCACCACACUGUCAGUGGAUGAGAUGCUGUCGUCUGAAGCCGUUGCCGUGGACUUCGGGAAUUAUCACUUGGGCGUCAUGUCUUGGAUCAUCCCCGUCUUUGUCGGCUUGUCGUGUUUCGGCUCCGUCAAUGGGUCACUCUUCACUUCAUCUAGGCUCUUCUUUGUCGGCUCUCGUGAGGGACACCUGCCCUCCGUUCUCUCCAUGAUCCACCCCAAGCUCCUCACGCCAGUGCCAUCCCUCAUCUUCACAUGUGUCAUGACUCUCCUCUACGCCUUCUCCAACGACAUCUUCUCCGUUAUCAACUUCUUCAGCUUCUUCAACUGGCUCUGCGUGGCUUUGGCCAUCAUCGGGAUGCUGUGGCUGCGCUACAAGAAGCCGGAGCUGGAGAGGCCCAUCAAGGUGAACCUGAUCCUUCCCAUCUUCUUCAUCCUCGCCUGCAUCUUCCUCAUCGUCGUCUCCUUCUGGAUGACGCCCAAGGAGUGCGGCAUCGGCUUUGCCAUCAUCCUCAGCGGGAUCCCCGUCUAUCUGAUCGGCGUCUGGUGGCAGAACAAACCCAAGUGGCUCCUGCAGAGUAUAUACUCUACGACCGUCUUUUGCCAGAAGAUGAUGGAGGUCGUUCCGCAAGAGUCUUAAAAAGAAGCAAAACAAAGGAGAAUGUUUCCGGUUUCAAGCCAACGCACAACGUCCUGAUUGUCCAGAAAUGACACAAAACGCAUGUCCGAUUCCAACGUUUUGAUUUGUAAAUCAAAGCCGGAGAGGAAAAAAAAGCCCUCUUCAAACCGAAUUGAUGGAGGAAGAUCCCAAGAAAAAUCCGAGAAAAGUUAGCUUCCGAUGGGAGACGUUUGUGUUUCCAUUCUCCGCUGUGAGCAAUUUAGACUCCUCGCUCUGGUUUUGGACCCUCAUUUUAGUUUUAUUUAGUUCAUCGCUUUGUUCCUUCCUCCUUUUCCAAAAAGUUCAUCAAAAAAACCUGUCUGAAACAGGUUUUUGCAGGACAACAAGAAAUUCAUCCAGCAAAACAACAAUAAAUUCAUCCGGCAAAGCAGGGUUUUUUAUAGGAAGGAUAUUAUUUAGCUUUACACUCCUUUGGGAAACCAAUUUGCCACGAAUCUCCUCCUCGACUCCAGAUAAACUGAGUGAACUUUUGACACAUCAUCUUAGUUGUGAAUGAUUAUUAUUUUUAUUGUUAUUAUUUUUUAGAGAUCUUUUUAUUUUUCUGACGUUUUCCCCCUUAAAAAACAAAACAAAACAAAAACCUCCUGCCUAGUUCUGUCGAGCUAAGAAAUAAACGUUUUGUAUUUUG
Messenger RNA from Anolis sagrei ordinatus, 2579 nucleotides. RefSeq names its product solute carrier family 7 member 5 (gene SLC7A5). The record is from RefSeq and is a predicted model, not a curated record. Gene Ontology annotation, cellular component: membrane. Gene Ontology annotation, molecular function: neutral L-amino acid transmembrane transporter activity; L-amino acid transmembrane transporter activity. Gene Ontology annotation, biological process: amino acid transmembrane transport; neutral amino acid transport. NCBI's taxonomy places the organism in Eukaryota, Metazoa, Chordata, Lepidosauria, Squamata, Anolidae.